AUGAAGCACAAGCUUUGCCUCCUGCUCAUAUUAGCAAUCGUUCUGAGUUCAAUUGCUGAUUCUGAUUCGUCCGAUGAUGAUGAUAAGAACAGAGACGAACCUUCUAAGGAUGACCCAAUAGAUGAACAGGAUGAUAAUACAGAUGAAGAAAAAGAAGGGGGAAAUGGGGAUGGUUCGAAUCAAGAUGGUGGAACGGAAGAGGCUCUGGCUACGGAAGCACCAACAUCUGAAGAAAAAAAAGAAGGAAAGAACAAGAAUAAGACCAAGGCAAAAGAUGAAUUGAGUGAUUGGGAUAUCGACAAAAUGUUUGGAGACCAAGCCAAUGAACCCAAGUCAGAAGACAACUCCACCCACCAUACUCAAGCACCAUCACCAUCUGGAUCAGGAGCAGGAUCGGGAUUCUCUGCCGGCACCGGCAACUCAGGAAAUGUAGGCGGAGGAGGCUGGUUGGGGAGUCUUUUUGGAAGCGGUGGAUUGAUUGGUAACCUAGAUGCAACUUCUGCUCCAGUCACUACUCCUCAAUCUACAGAACCAGCCAAAGAAGAGUCGAAGGAUGAAUCGGGGGGCACACAAGGAUCACACGGAACAGUUGGUGGUAAUUCAUUUUAUCCAUUGCCUCGUCAAGUUGAUAUCUGGGAUCGCCUUUUCGUUCUCGCCGCUUUCCCAAUUUGUUUCUUUGCUGUUCUGCUCAAAGCAGAAAUGUUCCGUUGA
Messenger RNA from Caenorhabditis briggsae, 711 nucleotides. NCBI's taxonomy places the organism in Eukaryota, Metazoa, Nematoda, Chromadorea, Rhabditida, Rhabditidae. The record is from RefSeq and is a predicted model, not a curated record. The transcript has a single exon. Bases 1 to 711 code for a protein of 236 amino acids.